UCUUUGCAAGCAGCAAACUGUAUCAAGCCCUGUCUCUCAUUAUUAAAUAAGCUUUCAACAAGCAAAUGAAUAAACCAAGAUAUUAAACAAGCAAGAAUGUUUCAUACUGAUUUAAAGGUGCCCAACUACAUAUAUUUGUGUUAACAGAAUUCAAUGUACCACUCAGACUAAAAGGACGGUGAUUAAUGAGAAUGGAAUGAAUCAUGAGUAGUUCAUGAACUUCAGUGUGAGCUGAAGGCCAAAACCCUUCUAUACCAGCAAAGUCACGUGCUGUCCAAACAGUUUACAGACGAUCAAUCUGCUUUCUUCCCUGAUGUCAUUACCACGUUGUUUUGCUGAUCAAGUUUCGCUUAAAUUGAAUUCUACUUUCUCAUAUGAUGUAAACUGUUGAGGUUUACACCCUCUAUCAUUCAGUGUAAAAUAAGAUCACAUUAUGCUUUCAUAUGGAUGAAUCCUCUCCACCUGCCUUUCCCUUAGUUUUAUUAUUUGUUCCCAUCCAUCUCGUAUGUGAGACAAACCAGGUCCUGCUGACCAGCUCCUGCUGUCCGGUGUGGGAGGGGUUUCUCACUACAGGAAGAGGUCAUUCAUUCAUUAAGCGAAGCCCUCGUCGGUUGAAAUCAGAGAAUCACAGAUCCGGUCUUGACCUACAGAAGAGACACACACUCGACACAAAGCUGCUCCAACACACACAAACAAACAAACACACACGGCUGCAGAUAUGAUGCACCUGGCUUUUCUCCUCCUGAUCAUCUUCACAGAUGGCUCGUCCUCCCAGAAGGUGUGUAGCUACCAGGAUGUAGUGGAGUACCUGAACCUCACUGCAGACAACAGUGUGUUCAGAAUGACCCGACCCGUUCUGGACCACAAACGCCCCACGGUGGUGCAGCUGGACAUCAUCCUCUUUGCCCUCCUGGCUGUGAUUGAGAAAACGCAAACCUUUGUUCCUUUUGUCUGGGUAAUAAUGAAGUGGAACAAUGAACGCAUCUCAUGGGACCCGGCUCACUUUUGUGGAAUCACUCAGAUUUCCAUUCCUAAGGAAAUGCUCUGGAAACCAGACCUCUUUAUCUAUGAAAUAUUCGUGUCUUUCCGGUAUUCCAACUCGUCUCGGGCCACCCAGUUUUCCCGAGAGGUGAUAAGGACUCAGGGAGAGUGGGAGUUCCUCCAACUGACCGUAACCAGUCAAAAUUUCACCAUAGACAAUAAACAGUGGGAAUAUCUCAUAUACACUUUCACCAUGAAGAGGAGGCCACUUCUCCACGUCACCAACUUCCUGUUGCCCAUCCUGUUCUUCCUGAUUCUGGACCUCGCCUCCUUCUUCAUCGAAGACCGCCGAGGAGAGAAGCUGGGCUUCAAAGUCACCAUACUGCUGGCCAUCUCCGUCCUGCUGCUCAUCCUCAAUGACAUCCUGCCCUCCAUGUCCAACAAGACUCCCCUCAUAGCCACCUACUGCGUCGUGAUUUUCGCUCUGAUGCUGCUCAGCCUGCUGGAGACCAUCUUGGUUACAUAUUUCAUGGAGAAAGACUGUGCCUCCAAGGAGAAGAUCAGGCUGAGGGAAAACAGGGAGAACAAGCAGGACACCUUCAUCACAGGUGAGACGCAGAUCUUAUUGAAAGCUUGUUAAUUGGAAACAUCUGGAGGAACUUAUUUCUGUUUUUCAGUCGUAAUUUACAUCCUUGAGGUAAUUUAGGCCUUGACAGCUUUUCUAGAUCAGCUAUUUCCUUAUAAAUCCACAUCCUUUGUGGGCCCUCGUUGACUUAUGACUACGGAUGUUUUCUCUUUUGC
Messenger RNA from Gasterosteus aculeatus aculeatus (three-spined stickleback), 1782 nucleotides. The record is from RefSeq and is a predicted model, not a curated record. Lineage: Eukaryota; Metazoa; Chordata; Actinopteri; Perciformes; Gasterosteidae.